Saccharomyces paradoxus is the source of this 951-nucleotide messenger RNA. RefSeq names its product PAQR-type receptor (gene IZH1). Lineage: Eukaryota; Fungi; Ascomycota; Saccharomycetes; Saccharomycetales; Saccharomycetaceae. The record is from RefSeq and is a predicted model, not a curated record. Gene Ontology annotation, cellular component: membrane. The transcript has a single exon. Gene Ontology annotation, molecular function: signaling receptor activity. The coding region runs from base 1 to 951 and encodes 316 amino acids.
AUGAGUAUCACCACUACUAGAAGAAGAAAUCAAGAUAGUGUCUGCUGCAAGGCAACGACAGCAUCCAUUAAGGUGGAAGCUGUCUCGGACAAGACAGCUUUUGGAAAGCAAAAAAUGUUACACAAUUUCGAUGAAUUGCCAGAAUGGCAAAAAGACAACGAUAAGAUUCUCACCGGGUACGUUCGAGAGACGCUGUCAUGGAAAAAGUGCCUGCACUCUCUAUUUUAUUGGAACAACGAGACCGUGAACAUUUAUACACAUUUGGUACCGGCUAUCAUAUACUUCGUGUUUGCCAUUACGUUGACCAACUACUUCCUAAUCCCCGUUUUCCCCUCCACCUCCUGGUCCGAUUACACCGUUAUCAACAUUUUCUUGAUGGGCGCUUUCUCAUGUCUCAUGUGCAGUAGUUGUUUCCACUGCAUGAAACAACACUCUGAAGAGCAAAGCAACUUCUGGAGCAAGCUCGACUACUUGGGAAUCAUCAGUUUGAUUUCCUGUUCUAUGAUUCCUAUAAUAUACUUCGGUUAUUUUGACCACAUAUCGUACUUCAGUCUGUUCACGAUUGUUACCCUAGUCCUGGCUACAUUUUGUACGAUCUGUGUCCUGCACGACAAGUUUAAUACUUCUACCUUUCGUCCAUUUAGAGCUAUGUUUUUCAUAUUAUUUGGAUUUAGUGGCCUGCUCCCAUUGACUACGGGGUUUUUCAAGUUUGGUAUCCAAGGAGUUCUUAACAGGAUAAAAGUGAGCUUUGUGUUUUGGGAAGCCCUCUUUUACAUUUCAGGAGCUGUUAUCUACGGGUUUAGGAUUCCUGAAACUUUGGCUCCAGGGAAGUUCGAUUUCUUCGGUAGCUCUCAUCAAAUAUUUCAUAUUAUGGUGGUUCUUGGCUCCGUAUGCCACUUGAAAGCCAUUAUCGAUUCUUACAAAUUAAUGCAUUCCCACAUCCACCCUUGA